UGGGCCGGCAAACGCAGCCUAAGCAAAAUCACAACACCUAACGAGCUUGCAACUAACUAAUGAUAAACUCACUAAGCUGUCAAACACACAUAAAUGCCAACCAAAUGUCGAGUAUUUCUUCAACUUUAUAUACAUUGCAGAAGUCUCUCACUUUCUUUGUAAUCCUUUCGCUUCUCUCUGAUGGCCAACCCACUAGGAAAACCAGUGGCCAUUGGUGAAAGUUCAUCGCCGCUAGCAGAAACCGGCUAUUGCUUUGAAGAUUGUGAAGAACAGGCUGCCGCUUACUUUUCUUCUUCUUGUUGCUGCUGUUUUUAUCUGAAAAGAAACAGCAAUGGGUCUCGGAGAUAUCUGUUGGGGAGAAAACAGGAGGAGAUAGAUAACAAAGAAAGUUGGGUAGUGGAAAAAGCGAAGAAAGUCAAGGAGAUAUCAGAGGUAUUGGCAGGGCCUAAAUGGAAGAAUUUCAUUCGCAGGUGUAGUAGUGUGCAUGGGUAUGGAUUCUGCAGCAAGAAAACAUCAAAGAUGCAAUAUCAAUAUGAUCCUCAAAGUUAUGCACUUAAUUUUGAUGAUGGUAUUGAUAAGGAAUUAGAGGACUCAUUUCCUGGUUUUUCUGCUAGAUAUGCAACUCCGCUUGGGAGGACUUGAUCAUUCUGCUUUGAGAUCAACUUAAUUGCUAUUUUUUUCUUUCGUUGCUCUAAACCAUGUAUAUUCUUUUGCCUAAUUUUUUUUGUAAUCAUGUGUAUUUUCUUGAACAACCAAAAUGGUAAGAAUAAUGAGUUCUCAGGCAAUUUUGCUCAUUAUGUUCCUUCAAUUGUUUCCAUUUAGAUCCUCUUAAGCUGCAUUAACUAGCAGUGCUAGCUAUCUAGCAGAUGGCUCAAGACAAUUGUUCUUAAAUUAGUUAUUAGUAGUUGUAGAUUCAUGCUCUUAAUUCUUGAUCAUAAAGCUCCCAUAUGGCUUUCUUUGAUCUGUCACUUGGCAUUCUUUUUCGAAAGUCCAAUUUAAUUAUUUGGGCAAAUUCCACAUUCAUUCAAAUUUCGAAUAAAUUCAAGAAUUAUCCAGCACAGGGCAAUAAAAAAAUUUAAAGGUAAAGAAAAAUGAAAACUCCUAUAUAAGGAAUAAGGAGCUAUAAUCUUAUAUUAUGACAUUAAUGAUGACCCGUAUAAGAAAUCAAGCAUGCGAAGAUUAUUACACUGUACAACCCCAAAAAUAACCAACUCUCAGAAUUGCUAUUCUUUAUUCACAGAUAUAAACAAAAA
This is a messenger RNA of Jatropha curcas, 1253 nucleotides long. RefSeq lists its product as uncharacterized. The record is from RefSeq and is a predicted model, not a curated record. NCBI's taxonomy places the organism in Eukaryota, Viridiplantae, Streptophyta, Magnoliopsida, Malpighiales, Euphorbiaceae.